GCACCCUGGGUGCAGGAUCCCCACGGGACCUCAGAGCUUCGUUUCCACCCGUCUCCCAAGCAAGGUCCCCCUUGAGAAACAAAAAGCUUUUCCUGAUCCAGAAUGUCCCUCAAGCUGCCGCGGAACUGGGAUUUCAACCUCAAAAUGGAUGCUGCGAAAAUAGCCCGUUCCAGGAGCGUGAUGAGCGGGGAUGCAGCGGGCACCGGGCCUGGUGCCCCCAGCGCGCUGCAGCGGCCCCUGAAGGACGGCUGGCUCAAGAAGCAGCGCUCCAUCGUCAAGAACUGGCAGCAGCGGUACUUCGUGCUCAAGGGACAGCAGCUUUACUACUACAAGGAUGAGGAUGAUGUCAAGCCACAGGGCUGCCUGUCUCUCCAGGGAAGCACCAUCAAGGAGGUGGCCAGCAACCCAGAGGAAGGAGGGAAAUUCAUCUUUGAAAUCAUCCCAGGCUUCUCUGGAGAGCAGACCCGGGCCGGGCAGGACACCUGCGUGCUCAUGGCUAAUUCCCAGUCUGAGAUGGAAGAAUGGGUUAAAUCCAUCCGACGGGUGCUGGGCUCUACAUCAGGAGUGGUGUUCGGGCAGCGCUUGGCAGACACCAUGGCCUACGAGCAGAGGUUCGGGCAGCACCAGGUCCCCAUCCUGGUGCAGAAGUGUGCUGAGUUCAUCCGGGAGCACGGCGUGAGCGAGGAGGGCAUCUUCCGCCUCCCCGGCCAAGACAACCUGGUGAAGCAGCUCAGGGAUGCCUUUGAUGCUGGAGAAAGACCAUCAUUUGACCGGGAUACAGAUGUUCACACCGUGGCCUCUCUGCUCAAGCUCUACCUGCGGGAGCUGCCGGAGCCAGUGGUGCCCUGGAUGCAGUAUGAGGAUUUCCUGCUGUGCGGGCAGGCGCUGGAUGCGGAUGAGAGGAAGGGCCAUCAGGAACUCCUGAAGCAACUGUCCCUCCUUCCCAGAGACAACUACAACCUCCUCAGCUAUAUCUGCAGGUUUCUACACGAAAUCCAGUUGAAUUCUAGUGUCAACAAGAUGAGUGUGGAUAACCUGGCAACAGUGAUUGGAGUGAACCUCAUCAGACCUAAGAGAGAGGAUCCUGCCAUUAUUAUGAGAGGCACACCACAGAUCCAGAAGGUGAUGACUGUGCUGAUCAGUGACCACGCAAACCUCUUUCCUCCAUCCAAGGACGUGCCACCCUCUCCACCUGCCCAAAACAACGACAAGAAGGCACCCAUCCUGCGCAGCUCCGUGGGCUGGGAUGCUGCUGAGGACCCCGCGGUGGCCAGGGCGGACACACUGAUCCGAAGGCAAAUGAGAGAUGACCUGAAUUCCAGCACUGCCCGCAGACCAGCUGCGAGCUCAAGUGCACCCAGAGAAGAUAAAGGGUCCAAAGAUACACCGGGAACGUGGAAAACACAGUCAAGGAAAAGAACUCAGACUUUACCUAACAGGAAACCUCCCCUGGCAGCUGCUUCCGUGGGGGAGAAAGGCAGCAAUGACAGGAAUGACUCAUUUGAGUGCUGGAAAAGCUCCCCUGGGAGCAGCGUGCGCUCCGUGGUCCCUGAGGGACACAAGAGAACAUUGUCUCAUGAUCUUUUUAAGCUGCUCGACCUUCACCGGGCUUCGACCUACGAUAACGUUCCCACCUCCCAAGCAGAGAGUGGGGAAGGCAGCGGCUCCGAGAAGGAAUUCCUCCCCUGCCCCAGUCCCAGCCAUGAGCCAAAGGAAAGAGCCAGCGCCAGCAGCAGCCCUGCCGAGGUGUCCAAGCCUGAUGAGGAGAGCAGGGAGUUCCUGCAGAACAUGGUCCUGAAGCUGGAAAAAGAGAUGGAGGUACAGAAAAAAGACUACGAGGAGCAGAUUAAAAGUCUUGAGAAGGAAAACUAUGAAGUCUGGACCAAACUGCUGAGGCUGAAUCAGGACAUUGAGAAGGAGAAGAAGAAGUCUGAGGAACUGGAGCUGAAGUUGAUGAACGUGGAGCGCUCAUGGGGGGAGACAGAGAGGAAAAACAAGAUGCUUGAGGAGGAGAUAAAAAACUUAGCCAAAUCCACAAGCAAAACUGAUGCCAAAACCAACUAGGAGAAGACAGCCAGCUAUGCACAGCUGCAUGAGUGCACAGGAAUUGCCAAGCAGGUUCAGAGCCAGGGGCUUGUAUUGGCCCAUGUUCUGCUACUGACCAUGGGCUGGUUUGGAGGAAGGAGCCCAGAAGUUACAGGGUGGUUUAUGCUCUGAAACAGGAACUUUCAAACAUAUUCUUUAGCUUUUUUGGCUGUGUUUUUUUCAACUCCUCUUUCAGCUGCUCAAGUAACCUGUAGAACAGGCCGAUACUUCUUGCUGCUCAAUCAUCAGAGUAUCUUGCACUCAGGAGUUCAGGUUAAGCACACAUUAUGCCUUUACAGAAACAACCCAGCAAGCAUCCCUGCUGCCAGCCAGGUGGCUCCUUGCUGGAGAUACCUCCCGUGCUUCUGAGUGGGACAAAAAGGCCAUAAAUCCCAGAUCCAGAGAGCUGGAAAAGCCCUGAGGUCUGGGGUGGCUCAUCCUGUCAUGGUAUGCCUGAAUGGUGGCUGUGAAUGCUGCCAGCACCGCUGUUGGGAUGUUCACAUCCACACAUACAGUUGGUUAUUGCUCUUAUAGAGCAAGAGAAGCCCAGAUAGCCUGUGGGGUCUCCUACAGCAUCACCUGCUUUGCUGUGCCGGGCUCAUAAAUAUCAAAGUAUAAAAAUCAGUGUCACAAACUGCUCUUUAGUUAAGUGGCUGUUCGGGUAUUUUGAAACCACUGUUCCUUACAACCAUGUGUAUAUAAAUCCAGCAGAGCUGCUGCUGAGGCUUUGGAGAGCACUUCACACUCCCAGACACACAGAGAGUCCAUCAGCAGCUUUACCUGGUACAGAAAAAGGGGCUUCUGCCUUUUCCCCGAUGGACAUAUUUCAAAGAACAACAGAUCUGGACUUAUUUACUGCCUCUGCUUUUGUUUUCCAUCAUUGCAUCAGCACACAACAGGAUUUUCUCAGCCACUGUGGUGGAAACCUGGGUUUGACCCUGAUGAUGAUGCUGGGUCUCUCCCGGUCACUUGCUGCCAUCAGCAUAAAAACUAACUGGACCCGAAGGUCUCAUGGUGCCACUGUGGCUCUUUGUCAGCUUGCUGCUUGUUUUCCCACUGCCUGCCAGCAAGUUGCCCUUCCACACACAGUGCCAUGAUGCUGCUGAAGCUUUCGGUGGUGGAAAGAAAAUAACAGGACUGUGAAAGAAAACCUUUCCUUCCUCAUUUAUGUUACACACAGCCCCAGCCUAAAGCCUUCCUGGGAACAGAAAUGGGAAAACCACAACAGUGCUGAGUUCCCAAGCAAGAUGCCUCUAUGCCAAGCAGGGUGAGGUUAAUGCAACAACCCUGCAUUACUGCUACUGAGGACUUGGUGAUACAGAAGUUCAGCUCCAACCAGGCUGCAGACCUGCUUGGCAGAGCCUGCAGGGGAAACCACACUGGGGAGAGAAAGGGACGCAGGAGAAGCUUAUGUGAAAAAAGGGGAGACGGGAGCAGGAAUGUGUUUUUAGAGAAUAAAAGUCAAUAUUGGGUAUAUAGCCAAUAUAUAUUAUAUAGCCAAUAUUUAAUCAGAUUAAAUCUGAUUAAAAUGUUUCAAAUCUGGUCAUCUGAAAUCUCAGUGAGGAGCAGAGCAUUCCUUUGUGUUGGAGCAGAGGGCCUGGACCCGCUGGUGCAGAGCUCCACAGCCUUGCAGAGGGAUGGGCAGCUCAGAGAAGAGCCUUAAAGAGCACAGCGUGGCCUCCACCAGCCUCAGCCACCUUCAAAGAUGAGUGACCCAAACCUCCCCUUCAUGUCUCACACACUAUGACACAUUUCUUGUCUCCUGAAGCUUCUUUCAAGCCCCACAAACACCAUUAGUGCUGCAAGUCAAAGAUCCCACCAUGUACCUAUGGGACUCGCAUCUUCCAGUCACCCAAAUCAAGAGGUUUCCAAAGCACCUGCGAGAUGCAUUUUCCCUUCCAUCAUUUCAGAGCAACUGUUCUCAUUCUCAAUUCUUUCCUGUGAUUUCAGGUGCCCUUGUCAGAGCUGUUCCAGGGUUUGUUUUUUACCUUGACAAGGAGCUCAUUCCUAAUGUGGGCAUGAGCCUCGGGAGUCACUUAGGGAGAAACUCCUCCAUUGGGUAUAGGAGAAGCAUUGUGAACAUCUGGGCUGGAAAUGCCACACACUCCUUCCCAAAAAGAUCAGAAGUGUGAAGAGGCAAAUAAUCCCUUCACAGCCCUCAGCAGGGUGUAGUGAUGUGGAGAGCCUUGGCUGGGGCUCACAAGUCACGAUUAGGACAAGUGCACAUGAUUUUAGUAUAAACUGUGCAUUCCUCCCUUUCCGCUGCAGAUAGGCACAAUCAAAGCAUGACUGCUUCUGAAGAUCACAGUGACUUUUGGAAGAUGUUCUGCCCAUUAAAAUCUGGAGUGUUUAUAGUGGUCAUACCUAAAAGAUAGGCUUCCCAAUAUAGGUUAGGAGGGCUGGGACUUCCUUAAUGCGUGGUGGGGAGUGAACAGCCACAGAGAGCGACAUGGGCACUGUGUCAGUUGGUAUUGCUGUUGGGUAAGAUAAAGAGGGGCUUCCUGGUUUUUAACAGUGAGCUUUCUCCAGAGGCAGAAAAGCAUGGAUCUGCCAUGCCAGGCCUGUGGAAACUUUGCAUCUGAAGCCCAGAACCACACCUGGACACUGGCAAUGCCCAAAUCCUACUGGAUUUAAUGCUCUGUUGGAGACAUCAGAACAUGAGAUGCCCAAAAACUGAUGCAUGACCUACAUCCCUCUGUGAAGCUUUGUGGGGAAGGAGUAGCAGAGGAAGUCUCCCCUGUUCCUGAAGCAGGGGCUGCUGUUCCUCAGUGCUGCAGAGGGCAUUAUAAAGUCAAGGAGAGUUGUUUGGUGGCUGCUCUUUAGCUCAGCUGGCUUUAAACAUUGAUUAUGGAGAUCCUAGAGAGUGUGAAACUACUAUCUUCUAACACUCCAGCAGAUUGUCUAUUAUAGAGAAUAAAGAAUAAAGCCUGUA
Molecule: messenger RNA, 5017 nt
Organism: Strigops habroptila (Kakapo)
Lineage: Eukaryota; Metazoa; Chordata; Aves; Psittaciformes; Psittacidae
Gene: ARHGAP25
Product: Rho GTPase activating protein 25
Exons: 11
Coding region: 103-2064 (653 amino acids)
Biological process (GO): activation of GTPase activity; signal transduction; actin filament organization
Cellular component (GO): phagocytic cup
Molecular function (GO): GTPase activator activity
Source: RefSeq, a predicted model, not a curated record